Molecule: messenger RNA, 2136 nt
Organism: Aspergillus costaricaensis CBS 115574
Lineage: Eukaryota; Fungi; Ascomycota; Eurotiomycetes; Eurotiales; Aspergillaceae
Product: putative integral membrane protein (Ptm1)
Exons: 7
Coding region: 201-1811 (536 amino acids)
Biological process (GO): retrograde transport, endosome to Golgi
Cellular component (GO): Golgi apparatus; membrane
Source: RefSeq, a predicted model, not a curated record
CAAACAUCAUUCGGUCUCCCAACGCAUCCGAGCCUUGCCGACUUCCCCUGAGAAGGCCACUCCCUCCGUUGAAUUUGCCCUCAAAUUGUACCUGGAGCUUCUUAUGAUCCAGGGCUGCAACUAAACCCUGCUCUCGGCGACUCCGGAGCUCCGUCCUACUGCCAGGCACCCUACCGCAUAGCUCCUUUUUCAUUGUCACAAUGAGAGGCUGGCUUCGGACCCUUGGCUUAACUGCCUUACUGGCAGGAUGUGUGUUGGCAAAUGAAGUUGAACUAACACAAGAUGAAGCUCAUCGACAGCGUUGUUCGGGAAUGUAUAGUCGCAAAGCUUGGGGUGGAAGUGUCGAUCCCUUCAUCUUGACCAAAUUCGUCCAAGAACCCCAGUCCGGUGAUAGCGAUCCUCUCGUCAGUCUCGUCAUAUUCGAAUGGUCCGAUGAGAAUCUCAUCGGCCGGCCUGUUCCGGGUGACUCUGGGGAAAGGGAAACUAUCUGUGACGAGGCCAGUGUGCAGGCGAACCUCUGUUCGGAAGACCAAGUCGGCUCUUUCAUUCUUGCUUCGAAUGUCACCGAGGCCUCCAAGUUUCCCGUCGUUACCAAAGCCGUUCACCUAAAUGAUCCCGCGGCCAUCAAUUAUCCUAUCAAAAAGACUGGAUUUUAUUGUGUCAGCACAUACGGAUACUCCGGCGUGGACUACAAGGCCGUCAUUGAGUUCAGAAACUCAUACGGUGAACUUCCAGCUGCGCAGAUCGCAAAGCUCCCGUUCUAUGGUGGCUUGACUAUCGUCUACGCAGUUGUCGGUCUGUUCUGGGCAUUCCUUUACGUGCAAAACCGUCACGAUAUCUUGCCCGUUCAAAAUUACAUCACCGCGAUCCUUGUUUUCCUCAUUGUCGAGCAGUUGAUGACUUGGGGCUUCUACGACUAUCAAAACCGCAACGGCUUAAACACCGGCGCAAAGGCAUUGAUGGUCAUAGUUGCUGUGCUAAAUGCGGGACGUAACGCUUUCUCGUUCUUCCUCCUGCUGAUAGUGUGCAUGGGCUAUGGCGUUGUCAAGCCCUCGCUCGGUCGGACGAUGAUCUACGUUCGUAUCCUUGCCAUCACCCACUUCAUCUUCGCUGUGAUAUAUGCUGUCGCCAGUCUAUCGAUUACCCCGGACAGCGCCGGCCCGCUCGUCUUGCUCAUCGUACUUCCUCUUGCUGGUACACUCACGGCAUUCUACGUGUGGACGUUGAACUCCCUGAAUGCGACAAUGAAGGACCUUAUCGACAGAAAGCAGAAGACGAAAGCCAUGAUGUACAAGAAGCUUUGGUGGUGCAUUCUUGGUAGUAUCGUCGUCAUCUUCGGUUUCUUCUUUAUCAACUCUAUCGCCUUUGCAGGACGUAGCGAGGCCAGCUUCGUCCCCGAGCACUGGAAGUCCAGAUGGUUUGUGCUGGAUGGCUGGCUGAACCUGGUGUACUUCUUCGAUAUCGGAUUCGUCGCCUAUCUGUGGCGUCCUACUGCUAACAACAGACGGUUCGCUAUGAGUGACGAGAUUGCGCAAGACGACGACGGGUUUGAGAUUCGCUCCUUCGGUAGUGCAUUGGAUGAAGAGGACGCUUUUGGCGGACCCGAAGAACCUUCCGGUUCGGAGCAUCGUCGUGACCUGUCACCUGUGCCUCCCAAGCCUGUACCUGCAGCCCCGCGUCAACGGGAGUCCCUGGACGGUGAGACUAUCUUCGCUGUCGGCGAGGACGGGGACAAAUGGUCUGACGACGAAGAUGAAUCGCCGCGCAACUCCGGCGAACGAGAGCGGCUUACUGGCAAGCACAAGGACUAAAGGCGGCUUCCGAAGCUACACGUGCCCCGUCGUGGGCAUUGACAUCCUAAAAUUGCAGGGCCAGAAAAGUCAUUCUCGCAAUUGCUAUUUGUCUACUGUCUUGACUGUCUUGACUGUCGGAGACAUGCGGCUACGUUGCCAUAUUUCGGGGAAAAUUGGAAGUGUUGGUAUUCUUCAUGUGUUAGUUGGCUUUGCAGGCAUAUGAUGGCGUUCGGCCUAUGGUGUAUUCCCCGUUGUUCAGUGUUUCGUGUCUUUUCUGCUUCGAAUGUAAUGGAGGAGCGAUAUCUUUUCCUUUAUUUUGUAUAGAUUCUCUACCAUAUGUAAC